AUGUGGAUGCACCCAAUAUUCACAGAUAAACAAAGAUUAUCGCAGGGUGCCUGUAACAAUUUAGUCAAAGAAAUGCAAUUAGUCGAUCAUGAAAUGUUUUACAAUUAUUGUAGAAUGUCCUCAGAAAUGUUCGACCAGUUAUUACAUAUUGUUGGUCCACGUAUUGAAAAACGUUAUGUCAUUCGAGAUCCAAUACCAGUCCGUACUCGCCUUCUAAUAUGCCUACGUUAUUUAGCUUCUGGAAACAGUAUGACUUCAAUAGCUUAUUCUUUUCGAAUUGGAAUUAAUACUGCCUCAAAAAUCAUUUCUGAAACAUGUGAGGAAUUAUGGAAUAUUCUCCAUAAUUUAGUUUUUCCUGAAAUAAACAAAGAGAAUUGGAUAAAAAUCGCAAGUGAUUUUGUGAAAAAAUGGAACUUUUCGCAUUGCAUAGGUGCGAUAGACAGGAAACAUAUACAAAUUCAAGCACCUCCUCACAGCGGCUCAACUUUCUUUAAUUACAAGGGUUGUCAUAGCAUUAAUUUACUAGCAAGUUGUGAAUGCUAAUUAUUGUUUCACAUUACUUGAUAUUGGUGCGGAAGGCAGACAGAGUGACGGCGGGAUCUUUGCACAUUCACUCUUCGGUCAGCGAUUUGAAAGAAAUCAGAUGAAUUUACCACAACCAAGACCAAUUGAAACUUCUGUGCCUGCAUUACCGUUUGUAUUAGUAGGGGAUAAGGCAUUCGCUUUGACUCCUUACAUGAA
This is a messenger RNA of Cyphomyrmex costatus, 741 nucleotides long. Its product is annotated as putative nuclease HARBI1. NCBI's taxonomy places the organism in Eukaryota, Metazoa, Arthropoda, Insecta, Hymenoptera, Formicidae. Bases 1 to 543 code for a protein of 180 amino acids. The record is from RefSeq and is a predicted model, not a curated record. The transcript is spliced from 2 exons.